This is a messenger RNA of Trypanosoma cruzi, 1263 nucleotides long. Its product is annotated as alpha-1,3-mannosyltransferase, putative. Lineage: Eukaryota; Euglenozoa; Kinetoplastea; Trypanosomatida; Trypanosomatidae. Gene Ontology annotation, cellular component: endoplasmic reticulum. Gene Ontology annotation, molecular function: dol-P-Man:Man(5)GlcNAc(2)-PP-Dol alpha-1,3-mannosyltransferase activity. The coding region runs from base 1 to 1263 and encodes 420 amino acids. The transcript has a single exon. The record is from RefSeq and is a predicted model, not a curated record.
AUGGGAUACAGAUGGGUCAAUGCCCUUCUUGCUGCAGAAGUUUUGAUUUCCCUGAUCGUUGUUUUAUUUGUGCCGUAUACUGAAAUUGACUGGAAUGCCUAUAUGCAGGAGGUCAAGGGAUUCCUUGAGGGUGAGCUGGAUUACAGGAAGCUCAGGGGCGAUACGGGGCCUCUUGUUUACCCAGCGGGCUUUGUAUGGAUAUACAGUGCCCUCUAUUUUAUCACAAAAGAGGGAAAAGACAUUGAAAUGGCGCAAUGGUUGUACGCGGGAAUUUAUAUUAUGCUUUUUGCCUGUGUCAUUCAGCUGUAUGUUCGUUGUAAAAUUCGUGGGCGUCUGCUUAUUCGUCUCCUGCUUUCAAAACGUAUCCGAUCACUUUUUAUGCUGCGUCUUUUUAACGACUGCGUGGCUAUGUUACUUUUGUAUUUUGCGGUUGUGGUACUUGCAAAAGGGCGCCGGUGGAAACUUGGAUGUUUACUUUACAGCAUGGCUGUAUCUGUUAAGAUGAAUAUCCUUCUCUUUGCUCCCGGACUACUGUUGAUCCUUUGCCGAUCUCUCCCGUGGUACCGUGUGAUUUUAUGCCUUGUAGUUUGCGCCUUGUGGCAGGUGGGGGUAGCACUCCCAUUUCUUCUACAUGAGCUGCAAGCAUACAUGCUAAAGGCCUUUGAAUUGGGGCGCGUAUUUACGUACCGUUGGACCGUAAACUUUAAAUGUAUCCCUGAAGAGAUUUUUAUCUCGAAAGAGUUUGGCCAGGUGUUGUUGCUGUUCACUGUAGUGAGCUGGUUUCUGCUCUGGCGCCGGCGGUGGUCAAGGCGCCUCUUCCGGCGUGCCCAAGUGGCAACCAUAAAAAGUGUUGAGUAUGGCGCGGUCCGAGGGGCUGACGUAUUUGACACUGACAGCGAGGUUUACCGCAAUGUUGUUUUAACAAUGAUGGAGUCCAAUCUGAUUGGUGUCAUAUUUGCGCGUUCACUCCACUACCAGUUCUUGGUAUGGUUCUUUCAUUCAAUGCCAAUGGUGCUGUCCGUGACGCGGUUGCCUUUUCCACUUCAGAUUGCCUCCGUAGUGGCGGUGCAGUACGGCUUUGAGGCAUAUCCGAGCACGGCACAGUCUUCUUUUGUGCUGAUUUGCGGCUUCGCCCUUGCAUGGGUUGGUAUUGUGUGCAUGGACCAUGACAGUGGCGGUGCUGCUCCACGGCGGCACAAGCGAGAAGCUGCGCAGGAUGCAGCGAAAAGAUUGGCCCCGGCCGCUCCUCCCGUGAAGCAGUGA